AUGAGCAUGCUUUCAGCUGAAGUCACAGAAUGGGGUCAAACUCCCAGACCUGUAAAGGUUGUCCCACCUCAAGCCCCAACCAACGACAGUGAAACUGAGAUUCGUGUCCUCGCUACUGGUCUUCACCAACUCGUUCGCUCACGAACUGCUGGCAAACAUUACACUGCUACUGAACUUCCCCACCGUCCUGGUGUCGACGGUGUAGGCGUUAAUGUAUCAACCGGCAAAAACGUCUACUUUUCUCUACUUGGUACCACGGGUGGAAGUUAUGCUGAGAUCGUCAACGCUCCUACUCGCAGUAUCGUCGAGUUGCCUGAUGGCGUUGAUCCCGUCGUUGCAGCAGCCAUGAUCAAUCCUGUUAUGGCGAGCUGGAUGGCCCUACGAAAACGUGUUGAUCUCAAGGAUAAAGGAUUCAAAGUGUUUAUCAACGGUGUUACAACAGCAAGUGGGAAAAUCGCUAUUAAAGUUGCUCGUCACCUCGGCGCAACAAGUGUCGUCGGUUCAGCACGCAACCAAGAAGCUUUAUCCAAGCUUGAUCUUGACGCGAGCGUAAUUCUCGCCUCAACACCCACCGAAACGGAUUUCACGUCCGCCGCAGAUGCAGAUAUCGUGCUUGACUUUUUAUACGGACCAUGGCCUAACGCGUUUUUGUUGAGUGCUAGUACAGCAUCUGCGAAGAAUGCGAUUACGUGGAUUAAUAUUGGAAGUAUGGCUGGUGAUGGGGGAGAUAUUUCGGCCAUGGGGUUGAGGAGGAGAGAUGUUACGGUGCGGGGGUCUGGGCCUGGGUCGUGGGAUCCUAAAGAGCUGGGAGCUGAGACGGUGGGGAUGUUGAAGGUUCUUGUGGGUGUGGGGAGUGAUGGGUUGAAGAAGUACAGGUUUGAGGAUGUUGAGAAGGGGUGGAAUGAUAAGGGGAGGGAUAGAGUUGUUUUUGUGUUUGGGGAAGAGAGUGAGAAGUUGUAG
Fusarium venenatum is the source of this 960-nucleotide messenger RNA. RefSeq lists its product as uncharacterized. The record is from RefSeq and is a predicted model, not a curated record. Gene Ontology annotation, molecular function: oxidoreductase activity, acting on NAD(P)H; NADPH binding. Lineage: Eukaryota; Fungi; Ascomycota; Sordariomycetes; Hypocreales; Nectriaceae.